AUGUCUCAGGAUUUACGGGUAAGAGACACAGGCGGUGCAAAUACCAUCAGCAUAUUCACUGAUGGCUCAAAAAUCAACGAAGAGGCAGGCUGCGCUUUUAUUUCUCAUUAUCAUGAUAAAGUCUUAGAAACAUGGAAAGGAUACCUUGGACUUAAUAGAUCGGUAUUCCAAGCUGAAGCAGUAGCAUUGCGCCAGGCUAUAACAGCAGCUAUGAAGUUUGUUGACCAAGAAGUUUGUAUUUUCUCAGAUAGUCAGUCGGCAAUCUUUGCUCUUCGUGAUCCAUUCCAUCCAUCACCGAUCAUAGCAGAUAUACAAUGCCUGCUCAAAGAAAAUGCGCAUGACUGCAACAUCCAGAUUUUAUGGAUUAAAGCGCACGUGGGCCACAGGGGCAAUGAGGAUGCAGACACUCUUGCAAAGGAAGCUGCAAAGAAUAUCGGUGCGCAAGAUGUCCAGAUCCCGCUUCCCAAAUCUUAUCUGAAGCGAGUCUGUCGCAUUAAAUCGCAGCAACAAUGGCAAGAGGAAAGAGGAAUGGGACUCUAUAUCGCAAGGCCGUAG
This is a messenger RNA of Stegodyphus dumicola, 555 nucleotides long. RefSeq names its product ribonuclease H-like. Lineage: Eukaryota; Metazoa; Arthropoda; Arachnida; Araneae; Eresidae. The record is from RefSeq and is a predicted model, not a curated record.